AUGGCCACUCCGCCUCGCCGCUUCAGCACUACCCAGCAUGGAAAUGAUCUCGAUGACGGUGCAGUCUCUGGCUCCCUCCUUCAUGGAGAGACCGGAGACUCUCCUGUCGUCGCUUCAUCCCCGCCACUGAAUCAUCCACCCCUGAGCGCCGAUGGCUCUGCCCCGCCAUCUCCCGCCCAACGAGUGAUUGAGCAUGAAAAUGCUGGCUCUCCACAGAGACGCGACCCUAGAUUUCGAGUUGUGAAAUCCUCGAGCCACUCCCAAGUUCCCUUGGAGUCGCUGCCCAACGAGGUACUCACUCAUAUAUUGUCGCAUCUGCCUCCCCAUACCCUUUCAGCCAUGACCCUGGUCUCCCACCGGUUUCACAACUUGGUCACCACACCACAUGCCUGGCGAGUCGCCUUUUCACGUUUCUUUCCAGGCCCCCAAGCCAUCGAAUCCGAUCGGCGUGUUGCAUCGGACGAGACGGAGCCGGGUUCGGAUAGACGGUUUUUCGCAAGAUUGACGGCACUGGCAUCCUGGCGCAGUGAAUAUAUCCUGCGCACCCGUUUGAUGCGGUCAUUAGGCCGAGGCAAGCCGGCGCAGUUUCAGCCAUCUAAGAAACACGGCACAGUACGAUCCGCAACCGCUCGAAAUGGUAGCGCUGUGUGUACGUACACAUCGAACUUGCUUUUUCCAGUGAGCAAGAUCCACGGAUCGUUCAACACCGACAAGGAACCCACUUUCAUUCAUGGAUCGUCAGAGCAAGGCAUUGCUUCUGCUAGUGACCCAUCAUUGGUGAAAGUGAGUACCUGGGGUCUCUCCGAUCACCAGAUGUUUAGACAUUUUGCCGAUAUCUUUCCGGGCGAUGCUCCCUACGGUCUUGGAGCAGGGGAAAUGGUUGGAACGUCCAACUCCAUGGAUGUCAGUCAACCCUACGGUAUGAUCUAUGGCGAAGGAUGUCCCCAAGGGCGGAGCUACUUCAUCUCUACAACCGAACAACGAGGUCGUUUUCUCGGUGCUUCGGAGCUUGGCUCUCACCCACAUCUGGGCAUCCCUGCAGUCAAUCAAAUCACACAUGCUGUAUGCUCGGUAUGGAUCGCCAAGUCAUCUUCGAUCCUCAAGACGACUGGGGGCCUUGUGGCCAUGAUGACCGGCUCUUCUUCCGGUGUACUCACAGCUUAUGCCAUGGGUCCUCAUCCAACCUACGAGGGUCGGUAUGAGCGAGGACAAGUCACUGCAAAAUGGGUCCUCAGCCCCGGUGUUCCCAUAAUCGGCAUCGCCGUGGACGACAACUACUCACUCAAGCGCCAUUCCCAAGGACGAGUAUGGGCCGUGGUUCUUAAUGCGCUGGGAGAGAUCUUCUAUAUUGUCGAUCUCCCUCCGAAGGCCGACAUUCCGUCUAAUGCCAAGUUGAACGCGGAGCAAUUCGAUGAGCUUGCAUGGAAAACAGGAAGAAAUGUCCGCUGGGAGCUUCUUGAACUCAGUCGCCGGAAGGCUCGACCUGACCCUUUCAGCCGGGAAUUGGUUGAUAGCAGUUAUAGCCCGCGAUCGUCCUCGACUUCAAUGCAGCUCGAUGUGAAUCAGAUUGCCGCAGAGACCAAGGAGAUCGAAAAAUUCCUUUCUUUCAAGCCGAAACACUUCCGAAAGCUUUGCGAAGGCUGGAACAUGGAGCGUGAUCUGCAAGUGGAUUUCGCUGGAGAUGAUGGCACCGGGGCCGGAGAGUCAGUUAUCGUUAUCGCUCGUGGAGGAGGCGAGGCUGGAACGGCAUCGGUUCGAAGAUAUGUUCGCACGGCGGCGAAUCUUGCCUCAGCUUCGCGUCCGUCAACCCCAAGCUCCCGUCCUCUCGAAAAGAAGUCCCACGUCUCUCUCUUCGGUGGCCCGACGAGUUCCCCGAGUCCUACGCCUGGUGAGAGUUUUCCGCCAUCUCGUUCGUCAGUUCGAUUGACUGCCGUAGCCGGCACUGAGUGGCGGAUUUCGGACUUCACUUUUGGCGAUAGGAAGUCGGUCGAAAUUACCACCAAUGCUCUGGAUAAUUCUACCUGGGCUACACCAACGGCAGAAGAAGACCCCCUCCUUGGCAUGUCGGGAAGUUCAUUGUCCUCUGCGACCUCUUCACCCAUGUUGCCUCAUAUGGAACAGCCAAGGUCGAAUAUUGAGAUUCCCGGUCAACGGGCUCGCUAUCUGGCUGUGGGCACUGGUAACGGUAUGAUCUUUGUUUGGAACAUCCGUGCGCUCGCAGCGCAGAAUGCGGAUGUUAUCAACUCCAUUCCCCCGCUGCGAAUCAUUCAAACGGAGUCGCCUCAAGUCUCUUGCAUUGCCUUGACGUCCUUGUACUUGGUGCACGGUGGUAACGAUGGCCUAGUCCAGGCUUGGGACCCAUUGGCGUCAUCUACCCGCCCAAUUCGAACUCUAAACUCUCGAUUUUCAUCGCGUGCUCGUCGUCGACUGGUACAGGCCGAAGCUUCCAUGUUCGGGGUUGGAAACAACUACUUCGCAACGGGAGCUAUCUGCCUUGACCCAGACCCCACGAACCUGCGUGGAAUGGUUUCGCUCGGCACGCAUCUUCGCUACUGGUCCUACAGUUCAUCCGCUGCCGAUCAGUACAAUGCCAGCAAGCGAAGUUUACGCCGUGGCCUGCGCGGUAGCAAUGGUGCGGCUGAAGGCCAACGUUUCAACAACAGCGGCCGAGGCGCAAUUCGGGACUUCAUCGAAGAUGAACGCGUUGAAUUAGCGCGACAGCAAAUCUCAGACGAGAAAGAACGAGCACACCUCAGCGCCCGCUUUGGUAUCGACCUCCUCGGUCCUGAUAUUGACGAGGAACAGCUUUUGGCAUAUGCUCAGCUUCUUAGCCAGGAGGCUCACCCUGGCGAAGCUGCCAAGCAGGGUGAUCAGACUGCACUCGCAAGUUCUGCUACUAGCACAUCAUUCAGCGAUGCUGCUGGCCCUAGCUCUUUCGGAUUGGGGGAAAUCUCUUCCUCCUCAUCCCCGUACCAAAAUCCCACAGACGAUGACGUGGACGAUGACCUUGCCGAAGCCAUUCGUUUGAGCCUUCUAGGAGAUGAGUCUGCCGCCCCACGAAUCGACCAGACCCCAUCGAUUCCCAUCAAGUAUGCCAAGGGGGUGAAACCACCUCAGUCAUCGUCCCCUGGGACCGCGGAGAGCAGCCGACAACAAGAAAUGGACGAUCUGGAAUUUGCGAUUCAGCUCAGUCUGGCGGAGAAUAAGAGUCGUGGUAAUGUGGAGGAGCAGGACGAAUGGGAGGAAUUCCCAGGCCUCGCUCCGCCGCCUAUAUCGACUCCUCAGUCUUCUGCCAAGGGCAAGGGCAAAGCGAGGGCCAUGUGA
Penicillium cosmopolitanum is the source of this 3324-nucleotide messenger RNA. Its product is annotated as F-box and WD domain protein. Gene Ontology annotation, biological process: proteasome-mediated ubiquitin-dependent protein catabolic process. The coding region runs from base 1 to 3324 and encodes 1107 amino acids. Gene Ontology annotation, cellular component: cytosol; proteasome regulatory particle, base subcomplex; nucleus. Gene Ontology annotation, molecular function: polyubiquitin modification-dependent protein binding. The record is from RefSeq and is a predicted model, not a curated record. The transcript is spliced from 3 exons. NCBI's taxonomy places the organism in Eukaryota, Fungi, Ascomycota, Eurotiomycetes, Eurotiales, Aspergillaceae.